This is a messenger RNA of Sphaeroforma arctica JP610, 297 nucleotides long. RefSeq lists its product as hypothetical. The record is from RefSeq and is a predicted model, not a curated record. The coding region runs from base 1 to 297 and encodes 98 amino acids. NCBI's taxonomy places the organism in Eukaryota, Ichthyosporea, Ichthyophonida. The transcript has a single exon.
AUGACCCAAUGGAAAUUGGACUUACAAAAAUCUAUCACAGACCUCUCUGCCCAGGUCAAUACUCUACAGGCCAUACAUGAGUCUAUAGAUCUUUUCUUUGAGCGCUUGUUUGUGCACGACAAGGCUCUAGGAGACAAUGCUAUGUUGGUCUACCAUAUAAAAGGGUUUGCGUCGGUGCUAGUGAUGGUACAGAAUGCGCAAGGAGAUGUUGCCCCACCGUCGAAACCUCUCGUGGCCUUCUCCGCUGGUCGAUGGGGGGACAGAUAUGAGUUAGGGGGCUACGUUGGCGGCCGUUAA